Molecule: messenger RNA, 1581 nt
Organism: Candidula unifasciata
Lineage: Eukaryota; Metazoa; Mollusca; Gastropoda; Stylommatophora; Geomitridae
Source: the annotation of a GenBank genome assembly
AUGGCAGCACAAGCAGACGACGACCGCCUCUACCUCGGUUUUGAUUUAAGCACGCAGCAGCUGAAAGUGAUAGCGGUUUCAGACACAUUGGAGGUUGUCUACGAUGGACACGUCCAGUUUGAUGCCGACCUCCCAGAGUUUAAAACACAGGGAGGUGUCCACAUUCAUCCUGACCAUGUGACCAUCACAACUCCCACAAGAAUGUGGGUCAAGGCCUUAGAGCUUCUGCUAGACCGCAUGAAGGCGGAACAGUUUCCCUUUCACAGGGUCAGGGCAUUGUCUGGAGCUGGCCAGCAACAUGGGAGUGUUUAUUGGAAGGAAGGGGCAAAGACAGUUCUCACAAACCUGCAGGCAAAUCAGACCCUGUUUGACCAGUUAAAGGACUGUUUCAGUGUAGAAGACUCUCCCAUCUGGAUGGACUCCAGCACCACAGCACAGUGUAGACAGCUGGAAGAGAAAGUGGGUGGGGCACAGGCACUUGCUGACAUCACAGGCUCCAGAGCUUAUGAAAGGUUCACCGGCUCCCAGAUUAUGAAGAUCUUCCAGACACAGCCCCAGGCUUAUGACAAGACAGAGAGAAUUUCCUUGGUCAGCAGCUUCGCAGCAAGCCUGUUCAUCGGUGACUACGCUCCGAUCGACCACAGUGAUGGAACAGGCAUGAACUUACUGGACAUCUGGACCAGACAGUGGUCACCACAAUGCCUUGAGGCAUGCGGAACUGAUCUCCACUCAAAACUUGGACCAGUAGUUCAUUCCACAGAAAAAGUUGGACAAAUCUCUAGCUACCUAGUUUCUCGCUAUGGAUUCAACCCUGAGUGUGUUGUUUCUGCAUUUGUGGGAGACAACCCUGCUUCCUUUGCUGGUUUGUCACCUGAAAAAGGGGAUGUCAUUGUUAGCCUAGGCACCAGUGAUACUGUGUUCCUGUGGUUGACUAAACCCACCCCUGGCCUGUCUGGUCAUAUUUUUGCCAAUCCUCUCAACAGAGAUGACUUCAUUUCACUGACCUGUUUCAAGAAUGGUUCCUUGACCAGAGAGCGGAUCAGGGAUGAAAAAGCAGAAGGUUCAUGGGAAGUGUUCAGUGAGCUACUGAAGAAGACUCCGCCAGGCAACAAUGGCAACUUUGGUGUCUACUUCGACGUCAAAGAGAUCCAACCAUUUGCUGAUGGUGUUUAUAGAUACAAUGAACAGGAUGAGGAGGUUGAUUCCUUUCCGCCUGAGGUGGAGGUCAGGGCUGUACUAGAGGGACAGUUUAUAGCAAGACGUGUGCAUUCUGAGAUGGUUGGAUUCCAGUUUGGCCGAGGUACCAAAGUUAUAGCAACUGGGGGAGGCUCUAAGAAUGUAGAUAUUUUACAGGUUCUGUCAGACGUAUUUAACUCACCAGUUUACGUGAAAGAUGUCCCAAACUCAGCUUGCUUCGGCUGUGCAGUCAGGGCCAAGCACACAUUGCUUGGGCCAAGUGUACCAUUCUCUGAAGUGGUCAAGUCACUGGAUCCCCCAGUGUUGGUUGCCACACCCCGAGAUUCUGGGGAGCCCUUGGUUGGUGACAUCCUUGUCGAAAAGGUCAUUCAUCCCAUUAUCUGA